AGCCUGGGUCCCUUUUUCAUUGCUUUCUACCAUGAGACAAGGGCUAGGGAGCUUAGAUGGACCUUUGAUCUGAUGGAAUACCACAGUUCUUACAUACUUAUUUUUUUCAUAUAUACCAAUUACUGCAAAUGUUACUAAACAUUUUCAUAAAUGAAGCACCAGAGGCAAGAAUACCUUCUAAAGCUUUCUGUUCACUCUUUUUUUAAUGCAGGUUAGAAAAGAAGUUGGAGAUGUUACUAUUCUAAUCAAUAAUGCUGGCAUACUGACUGGGAAAAAGUUCUGUGACCUUACAGACGAAGAUUUUGAAAAGACCUUCAGAAUCAACUUCUUCUCUCAAGUCUGGACUUGCAAGGCCUUUCUUCCAGCCAUGGUGGCCUGUAACCGUGGACACCUGGUUAGCACAGCCAGUGGAGGUGGAUUAAUUGGAUCCUGCAGGAUGUCAGAUUAUUCUGCAAGUAAGAGUGCAAUCAUUGGAAUGAUGGAAGCCAUCAAUUCAGAACUGUAUCAUGCAGGAAAACGUGGCAUUAAAACCACAAUCGUUUGCCCUUAUUUUAUUAGUACUCGGUUAAGUAGAGGCUUCANNNAUAGAAAAUCCUGUUUGUUUCCUGUUUAUGAUCCAGAGUAUGCAGCCAGCAGGAUUGUGGAUGCAAUUAAAAAGGAAAAAUUUUAUCUGAUCAUGCCUCCAGCCGUAUACGUACUUGGUCUGAAAAUUUUCCUGCCUAGAAAACUGGCACUAUUCCUCGAGUCUUCCAUUAAGUUCCCUGAGAGCAUGGAAGAAGCCUUUGGUCAGAAGAAAAAGGWYUGAAACCAAAAGUAWUGUGAAGACCUCAAGUGCCAUCRAAUGGAACAUUUUCAGUUAGAAAGCAUUUCAAAUUAGAUUUAUUCUUUGACAGAWAUUUUGCUUCUUGUAUGCUAUUUUACAUUAUUCAGCCAUUUAGUUCUUCAGAAUUCUCUUUUAUCUUUUUAAAUUUGGCAAUAUUCUGAGUAACUUUUGAAAAAUAAGUAACUUUUGAAAAAUCUAACAUUGUAUAGGAAUAUGGUUAAGUGGCCAAGCAAAAACUUAGCAUGGACUGUACUGUUUUCAGACCAAAACUUCAAUGAGGGUUCCUGUUUAUGAGUGUGGGACACAGUUCUGUUGUAAAACAUAGGAAAAGGAAGUCAGGAGACAUACCUCAUUUAUUCUUGGAAAAUUAUGGACAAAAUCUCUUCUUAUAUUUGGAGAGAARUCACACCCAGUUCUUCAACUGUCUUUAUGUGAAAUUGCAACCUAAAGAAAAGAAAGCCCCCRCAUACCGGAAGUUCAGAGAUUAGUUACACAAAAUAGAUGCUGGUACUUAACUGAUAAAAAUCAAUCCUCAUGUAAAUCUUCACAAAACGCCAACAUUAAAUGUGUUCAUAAUUGCCUUAAUUUAAAAACAAAGAGAUAAACUGCAGAGCAGAAUAGUGAACCUACAAAGCCCUUUUUAAACUCUAAGGAAUUACAGAGAACAUUUAACAGUCAUCUAUUGCCCACAUUUGCCAUCACAUUUCAAUUAUACUUAACUAAACCCACACUUACAAGCUCCCAGAUACAAAUACUUAUAAAAGCACACACUAUUGAAAUCCCAGUGUUUCCAAAGUAUGCAUGCAUUCAAUAAAUUCUUUCAUGUACCUGUAGAUGUUACAGGGAAAAUUUUAGCUGACAGAAGGAGAARGCUAUCUGAAGUUUGGCUCUUUGGAAARCAAGAUUUAUUGAUUUAUAUUUUUAAAAACUCUCUAGAUGAUGAGUAAUUGAAAUAUUAUUUUCUUCCUAUUAAUGAGACAGGAGCAAAGUCUAAAUUGCUCCUUGCAAACAACAAUGGUUUUCUCAAUUGCAGGCAAAUAUGUUGAGGAUUGGGAUUUCCUUAUUCUGCGUGAAUGUUACAAUUUGGCUCUCGAUCUAUGAUCAUUUUUAAGUAUAAUUACAGGAGUCAAUGCAAAUUGACAUGACAUUAUAUUUGUGAAUGUAUUGUGAGCCUAAAUGUCCUAAUACAUAAUUUCAUUGCUGGUGCUGCAGAUCUUAAGAACAGAGCUUGUGAGGUGAGAAAAACAUAUUUUAGAAUUAUUUGUGAAAUGAGAUUCCCACUUGAAGUAGUGUCACCUGCUGCUGACAUUAAUGUUUGGUGAACUACCCAUAAUUUAAAAUCUGAGGUUUCAGGAUGAAAAUUUGCAGCCAAGGAGCUCAUUGUAAGGGCUCUCUUUUUCAGGAUCCYUUUCUUAUUUUCAGUUUCUUUAAGUAGAGUAUAUCAACCUUACCACCCACAUCUGCAGUUGUAAAUUCACUGACUGUAGAGGCAGGAGAUGAGUAGAUGAAGAAUAAUGCAAAUGAAAUAAGAGUCUAUUUUCUGAGCUGUAUUUUCACCUCUUCUGCAGAGUCACCCUGCAAAACCUUAUUCUGCAUUGCUGCAACCUCAGCCAAGGUCACUUUCAGCUCCAUAUUCUUUUCAGGCUAAUCUGCUUGUCUGAAGAAAGAAUUUGURAAGCUUAAACUUUCUAAGUCUCACAGUGAUCUUUUAGAUCUUCUUAUCAGUCCUAAAAAUCAGUAACUCAUUCUUUUCCAUAAAAAUAUCAGGAAAAUAGUUUCACUUUGGGUCUGGUUGGUGCUGAUGGUGUUGUUUGGGGAAGAGUAGUUUCUCUUUUUUAUAUAGAAAACUGAUAGAUCCAGUAAUACAAUGCUAAAAGUGUGAGCCUAAACCUUCCUAUUAAAGCUCAAAGAAUACAUCUGGUGUUCCUGCUUUUUAAUAGGAAAUUAUCUUCUUGUUUUGAAAUAUASUGUGUCACUUAAAAGAAGUAUCUCAGUUAUCAACAACUACCAAUAAAUGUGUCCUUUCUUUGAGGCUUUCUUUUAUCAUAAAUCCUCCAUGGCAAAAAGUAUUUUUUACAGCAGAAAUUCUGUUACUAAAGAAGCUGCAAAUGAGACUGGAAGACAGUUUAUCUUAACUUUUCCUCAUUUUUUUUCUACUCCUUGUUCUCUGCAAAACUGAUGAAGAAGAGACCUGUGUUGUUGCACCAGCACUGAGAUAAUCUGUGAUAUCGGAUAAAAUAUGGCUUCUUGCUCUUGUUUUAUGCCCAUUGGUACAGCACACCUCUUCAGAACACMUUUUUCUUAUAAAAGAAGUUGCAAUAUGGAGUAUUUUAUGAAAAACAUUAAUAGUAUUCAAAUGAUAAGCAUUUUGRUAAAGAAACAUUUGAAUGAGUUUGGGUCACUUUGUAAUCUAAGAAAAAUCUUUAAAUAAACUUUUUAAGCAAUGA
Messenger RNA from Malurus melanocephalus (red-backed fairy wren), 3270 nucleotides. Its product is annotated as epidermal retinol dehydrogenase 2-like. The transcript is spliced from 5 exons. Lineage: Eukaryota; Metazoa; Chordata; Aves; Passeriformes; Maluridae. Gene Ontology annotation, cellular component: lipid droplet. The record is from RefSeq and is a predicted model, not a curated record. The coding region runs from base 206 to 805 and encodes 199 amino acids. Gene Ontology annotation, molecular function: oxidoreductase activity, acting on the CH-OH group of donors, NAD or NADP as acceptor.